Gossypium raimondii (Peruvian cotton) is the source of this 1319-nucleotide messenger RNA. RefSeq names its product xanthohumol 4-O-methyltransferase. The coding region runs from base 54 to 1121 and encodes 355 amino acids. The record is from RefSeq and is a predicted model, not a curated record. Gene Ontology annotation, molecular function: S-adenosylmethionine-dependent methyltransferase activity; O-methyltransferase activity; protein dimerization activity. The transcript has 2 exons. Gene Ontology annotation, biological process: methylation. Lineage: Eukaryota; Viridiplantae; Streptophyta; Magnoliopsida; Malvales; Malvaceae.
UGAUUAUUAGGAAAAAUGAGAUCUCACGAAAACUAGGGGAAAGGCCGAAUGCAAUGGAAAGAAUAGAAUUAGAUGAAGCAAUGCUACAAGGGCAAGCAGACAUAUGGCGUUACAUGUAUAGCUUCGCAGAUGCCAUGGCGCUUAAGUCUGCUGUUGAGCUCCGCAUAGCUGACAUAAUACACUCUAAUGGUGGCGCCACCACUUUGUCGCAAAUAGCUUCAUGCAUUAAUGGUGGCCUUACUUCACCUGACAUCACCACCCUUGCUCGUAUAAUGAGAUUGCUCAUUCGUAGAAAGAUUUUCACCGUCCACCAUCCUUCAGAUGGUGGAGAUCUCUUGUACGACCUAACUCACUCAUCAAGAUGGCUUCUACAUGAUUCGGAGCAAACCCUGGCGCCCAUAGUAUUAAUGAAUAACCAUACAUGGCAGAUGGCUCCUUGGCACUACUUCAGCCAAUGCGUGAAAGAAGGGGGCAUUGCCUUCAAGAAAGCUUAUGGGUGUGAGUUAUGGGAUUUAGCAUCGAGAAAUCCUGAUUUGAACAAGCUUUUUAAUGAUGGCAUGGCUUGUACAGCCAAAGUCGUCACCAAUGCAAUCCUGUCGAGUUACAAACAAGGGUUGAGCUCCAUUGGAUCGUUGGUCGACGUAGGAGGUGGGACAGGAGGCUUAAUAUCAGAGAUCGUCAAAACAUAUCCACACAUGAAAGGUAUUAACUUUGAUUUGCCGCAUGUCGUCUCGAUGGCACCAACAUACAAUGGGGUCUCCCAUAUUGGUGGUGACAUGUUUCAUGCCAUUCCAAAUGCUGAUGCAGUCAUUAUGAAGUGGAUAUUGCAUGAUUGGACUGACGAGGAGUGCAUAAAAAUAUUAAGGAAUUGUAAGAAAGCAAUACCAAGAGAGAAUGGAAAAGUGAUAAUUGUUGAAAUAAUUUUGAAAGAAGAUGGAAGUGGAGUGUUUGAUGAUAUUGGAUUUGUGAUGGACCUCGUAAUGUUUGCACAUACCAAUGGUAAGGAGAGAACAGAGGCGGAAUGGAAGAAAAUCUUGGAAGGAGGAGGCUUUUCUCACCACAAAAUCAUUAACAUCCCUGCAUUGGUUUCCAUCAUAGAGGCGUAUCCUGAUGCUCAGUAGCUUUUCAGCAUAAUGCCAGUGGUGGGGAUUUAAUUUCCUAUUUUAUGAAUCUUCCUUUGUUUCAUUUAGGCGUCAAUAAAUGUAUGUGAUUGUGUUAUUCUCUGUUUUCUUAUUCUCUAUUGUAAUGGGUCAAAUUUAUCCGGCCCAAAAUAAAAUAAUAAUAAAUAAAACAAUAUAUUAAAUUCCAAUAAAAAAUAA